This is a messenger RNA of Brassica oleracea var. oleracea, 3581 nucleotides long. RefSeq lists its product as uncharacterized. Lineage: Eukaryota; Viridiplantae; Streptophyta; Magnoliopsida; Brassicales; Brassicaceae. Gene Ontology annotation, molecular function: deSUMOylase activity. The transcript is spliced from 11 exons. Gene Ontology annotation, cellular component: nucleus. Bases 1953 to 3422 code for a protein of 489 amino acids. Gene Ontology annotation, biological process: protein desumoylation. The record is from RefSeq and is a predicted model, not a curated record.
AGGUAAAAAAAAAAAAACAAUUUCUCCCCCAUGACAUUUUCUCUUUCCCGUGACCUUCCCCAAGAACCCUAAAUCCCCAAAUUGUGUAAUCCUCAAACUUUCGAUUCUCUUUCUUAUUAAGAUGAUUCCUCAUCGAUUGGGUCAUGUCGACACUCUACUCUACCACUAAAAGCCUUCGAUUCCUCAUCCACUCAGCCGGCGAACCCUAAAUGUCCUUUCUAAAAUUCAAAGAUUCGUCGAAGGUCGUGGCUUUAUUUACGUUUUCUCAGUUGUUUCUUCAGAUACAACCUCAUCUCCUCUUGAAGCUAUUCAAUUGAAAUAGAAAUCGUGGCAUCAAGAGAUAUGACUACAUCAAGCACCCACAAAAAAUAUCCAUCAAGACUUUAUGAAGAGGGAAAAUGUCCACUGCAAUAUCGAUCAAUGAAUCAUAACUGUCACUUGGCUGGUUUGCAGAUGGUGGAGGAAUCUGUUGGCUUGGAUGCGUGGGAAUCCAUUAAGGCAUCUUCUGUUGGAGUUAUUAUAAGGUUGAAAGAGAUGGAUUAUACAUGGUCAGCCCAAGUCGUUCACCAUUUGCUGGCAAACCAACUGGUCGUGGAUAAUCUUCAUGAGCUAUGGUCUGCAAUAGAAGGACAGCCAAUCAGGUUUUCGCUAUAUGAGUUUGGUGAAAUAACAGGUUUGAAUUGUGAACCUUUCGACAUCAAUGAUAAGGUGGAGGUUGAUCAUAAGGCGUUUUGGGAAGAGAUUGGUGUGUCUCCUUCACAUGGUCCAAUGUUAUCUGAGUUGCGCGAAUUGUUUCCUCGCAUUAGGAAUUGGUCAUUUGAGAAGAGAAGAAUGAUUGGCUGGCUUUGUGUCUUAUCGAUUGGCAUAUUAGGCAUCUCUCCCGGUAGCAGAAUUCCUUUGGAAGAAGCGAAGAGAGUCCUAGACGCAGAAGCUUUUGAAAGAUAUCCUUGGGGGCGUGUCGGAUUUUCCAGCCUCGUUAAUUCAGUUAAGCUUGUUUCAUAUGAAGGAAAGAAGAAAUAUACGCUUCGUGGAUGUGUUCAUGCUCUUCUCAUCUGGGUGUAUGAAUCAAUACCUGGCAUUGGGCAUGAAUAUGGGAACCAUAUUGAGGCUUAAAUUCCUAAUCUUUGGGUUGGAACAUUAAAUCUCUUUCGAAGAUGGUCUGCUCAAAGAACAAGGAGAAUCACCAAAAAAAAUUGCUCCACAGGGUGACCCGCAAUCAUAGAAUAUGAGAAUCUUCUGAGAUGGUGCUAUUCUCCAUCUCAAUUAACCAAAGAGAGUGCGUUAAAUAUUUAUCUGGCUGGUAUUGAAGACACGACGGAGCUUUUGGAGACGCAACUGCACUUUUGAAAUAUCAAACAUGUUGCUAGAGGAAGCACUGACAGUGGCUCGUGCCUUCAGCCACUUUCUUAACAUGAUAGGCGUUGCCAAAACCCAUCAUAGGCUAGCUAACUACACUUGACAUCCGUGUCACAAAAAUAAAAAGAUUUAAUCAAUUUAUGUUUUCAUACACUUGGAAGAUUGCUUUAUCAUUUAGAAAUUUGUUUUCCUAUUUUCAGAGUUAGUAGAGACUGCAACCUUCCACACCUCAUGAGGUCAUGCAAUGAUGUAUUCACUAAGCCGAGGCAAGGUGGUAUUUCCCCAUAUGAGCUUCACUACUUAGUUUGCAAACAGGUGCGUGUCAGACAUCUCAUUGUUAAGGCAGAAUCAGACAUAUAUCCUCAAUGGGAUGAUGACAAGGUUGAUGAUGAUCUUCAUAACUUGAUUUUAGACAUUCUACAUGACCAGCUUGAUGAUAAGUACUGGAGCUUGAAGGCAACUAAUGAACCAGUAGCAAUCAAAAAGCAAAGGAAAUUAGUGACUGAAGAAGAUGAUUGCAUGAAAAAAAAAAUCCAGCGAAGAGGAAAAUCACAGACUGUGGAUCCAGCCUUAACUCAGGUGGAGAUGAUGGAUUCAUGCAUGAUCUAAUGGAAGCAGUGAAGACAUUGACUGCAACGGUUCAAAAUGUGGACACAGUUGUUGCUGAGAAGGUGUUGACUACAUUAGACACAAAGAUUGAAGCAAAAGUAAAUGCAAGAGUUGCUCAAGCCGAGCAGGUACUCGGCAAUCAAAUCUUAGCAUUACAAGAACAAGUUGCUAAAAUUACAGAGCAGAUGCAAGCAAAUGCCCCCAAAAAUGAUGCACACAUUGUAAACCAAGAAGAUGAAGUCAACAGCAAUGACCCGUCAUGGAUGGUCCAAGACAAGACACCAUUUGAUGUAGAUGCGGCAGUGCAGUGUGUGGUUAGAAAGAAAGCCAAGAAAUCCGAGGUCAAGCUAACGUCUCCUAUUCUACUUGACACUGUUGGAGAUUCGGUUACUAGAAAAAAUCAAGUAAAAGAACCUGCUGGAGGUUUGAUAAAUGUUAAGAAGGAGAAGAAUGGAGUUCCACAACUUAGAGAUUCUGCUGAAACAUGGUCUGAUUUAGAAGAUAAGCAAAAAUAUGACAACCUAGGUACCACGUUAGACCAGUUAGCGGCAUCAAUCUUAGAAGGACCUUUGCAUAAACGCAAGCCACAACUGACAAAGACUCAAGUGUAUCCAUAUGUUGGUAACUCAACUGUGAAGAGGAUCAUAACAGGCGAUUCUGAGUGUAUAGCCGACUGUGAUCCCUUAACUAAAGUUGAGGAGACAAAAUUUAAGAAGCUAAUGGAUUAUCUACGAAGUAUUGCUGGUGAUAACGAUGUAGACACUCACUUCUACAUGAAGCUAAUAACGCCAAGAGAUCUUUGGAAAAAAUAUGAGUGUGGGUGGCUAACAGAUUCUCAUAUGGCAUCUGCAAUGCUUAUGUUUCAUAAAAGAUCUAUGAGGAACCCUUCACCAUACUCAUCAAGGAUAGCUUUUCUUGACCACUGGUUUGUCAACACGUGGGUCAGAGACUACAAGAAAUACGAUCCUAAGACAUGGAAGUUCUCAGAUACGUACAAGAAGGUCUUCAAUGGCAAUUAUCCUGAAGAGUUUUCCAACAACAGAAAGUGGCUGAAGGAUGUUGAUCGGUUGUUUCUUUGCCACUUGAUCAAUGGUAACCAUUGGGUCGCUUUAGAAGUGGAUCUUGACAAGAAAAUAAUUCAUGUUUACGACAGCAUACAGACAGUUGUCCCGAGCAUCACAGAUCUUCUAGAAGAGUGUCGUCCUUUCACGAAGAUGAUUCCGUUAUUGCUGAAUGAAAUGGUUCCAGAAAGGAAGGAGAGUUCACAACAGUUCAGGAUUUCAAGACCUAAAAGUGUGCCUAAGAAUGAAGACCCUGGGGAUUGUGGUGUUUACGCUCUGAAGUAUAUAGAGUGUAAGGCAGUUGGUUGUGGUUUUGAAGGACUUUCUGACCAGUGCAUUCCGGCAAUGCGUAUUAAGUUAGCUGCCGAGAUCUAUGAUGAGGUCUCGGAUCUGUAGUAUUUUCAUGUUUUAGAAACAAAGUUAUUGACUGCUAUGUAGUAUUUCAUGUUUUGGAAUCAUUAUCUACUUGCUGCCUUGAAGUUGUGUAAUUUCAUUAUGAAUUUUUAGUAGAAAUCGUUGGAAUCAGGCAGACUCAUAUCUGUAGACAUCGUUGCC